AUGUCGAGCAUACGGGCCGCCGCACGCGCGGCGCUGGAGCGAAAACGUCGAGAGGCGGAGGCAAUGGCGGGGGAAAGACGGGUGGAGCGGCCGGACCUCAACGACGAGGCGGGAGAGAACGCUCGGCCUGGGACGGCGGCAGUGAAGCCGAAAGCAGUGGCGAAGAAAUCCCGAUGGGGCUCAUCGGACGACGAGAGCGAGGAAGAAGACGAUAACCACGCGUGCGGUCGACGAGAGGAGGUGAUGAACGCGGGGGGACCGUCCACAGGGGGUCAGGGAUACACGGAGAAGAUGCUUGCUGAAGCGAACUUGUUCGCCGCGGCGCAGCGAGACAUGCAAGACGUCGUGGAAAGUGGAAAACAACGCUCACAAGGGGUGGAUCCGAAGCAAUUCUUUGCUCCUUCUCCGAGCUCCGAGGAUGGCCACACGGAUGCGUCUCCGGAGGCGGGGCCGGCGCGUCCACCCGAGGGACUAACGGCUGCUUUGGCUGAGCUGGAGUCCUGUGACAAGGAGGAGCCGAUCGCUGGUCCGGCGCGACCGCCACCGGUGGAAUCCAGUGUAAACGAUAGCGAACUGGAAGAUGCACCGACCGGUCCGGCGCGACCUGAUCCAGAAAUCUCGAGAUUGCGUGCCCAGGAAGCAAAACAACCUGUGCAGUCUCUCAAUUUGGUUGACGCUGAACUACAGGUUACGCGCUCCAUGUCGAUGAGUAUGCUACCACUGAAAAAGAAAGCGUUAGAUAUGUUGCAGAGAUGUCGAAGCGUCGAUGAGUUCGAGAGAUUGAAUAAGAUUGACGAGGGUACGCACGGGAUCGUUUUCAAAGCUCGCGACAAACGCACCGGUGAAGUUGCAGCACUGAAGCGAGUGAUAAUGGACGAGGCUGAUGACGGUUUUCCCUUAACGGCUCUGCGAGAAGUGAAUAUUUUGCUGUCGCUAGAUCAUCCGAGCAUCGUGAACGUGAACGAAGUCGUCGUCGGUUCCAAGCUAAAUUUUGUAUUUAUGGUGAUGGAAUAUGUUGAAAACGAUUUAAAAGGUCUCAUGGACCAGAUGGCCGAGUCGUCGGUACCAAGGUUUACCGUACCGGAAGUCAAAGCGUUCAUGCUUCAGCUACUGAGUGGUAUGUCUUACUUGCAUGAAAAUUGGAUCAUGCAUCGGGAUUUAAAACUGUCAAACAUUCUCGUAACAAACUCUGGCGACCUGAAGAUUUGCGACUUUGGACUUGCUCGACAAUUUGGUGGAGUGGGGAGGUACACCCAACUCGUUGUAACUCUUUGGUAUCGCCCGCCUGAGCUAUUGCUCGGCGCUACGACGUACGGCCCUGCUAUCGACGUCUGGAGUCUCGGAUGCAUAUUUGGGGAACUUCUCAGCGGCGCGCCACUCUUCAACGGGCGAGCAGAGAUUGACCAGCUUCAGAAGAUAUUCAAGCUCCUGGGCACUCCUAACGACAAGAUAUGGCCAGAGUUUAGCUCUCUGCCGAGUGUGCAGAAGGUGACAUUUACGGAGCAGCCGUACAACAAACUUCGUCAAAAGUUCCCUCGUGACUCGACCGGUCUGAGCGACAACGGUUUCGAGUUACUCAAUCGCAUGCUGACGUACGAUCCAUCAAAGCGUUUCACGUGCUCCGAAGCACUUAAUCACCCGUUUUUCGAGGAGUAUCCUCCGCCACAGCGUCCUGUCUUUGUCGAAGAAGCUUAUCGCCGUGCGUCGCUUGGGUCUGAGAAAGUACCUGCCCACACGGUAGCCUCAGUAACGCGCUCUUCUUGUGAAAUAUAG
Molecule: messenger RNA, 1773 nt
Organism: Ostreococcus tauri
Lineage: Eukaryota; Viridiplantae; Chlorophyta; Mamiellophyceae; Mamiellales; Bathycoccaceae
Product: Serine/threonine-protein kinase, active site
Exons: 1
Coding region: 1-1773 (590 amino acids)
Biological process (GO): regulation of mitotic cell cycle; protein phosphorylation
Cellular component (GO): nucleus
Molecular function (GO): cyclin-dependent protein serine/threonine kinase activity; ATP binding
Source: RefSeq, a predicted model, not a curated record